GAGCUUUCCUCCAGCUACGUAGAGAGAAACAACGUCUCGCGGCGACGAUGGACGAACACAUUCCAACUCUCCUGUCAUCACAUGCCGCACAACUCUCUGGUGAUAUAUUUACUGUGCUAACGAAGGGACGUCUAAAGCCCUCCGAUUUAGGAUACAAGGAAGCUCAUGAUAUCGCCGUCAGACUUCAUCUGAUCAACACCUAUCUUGACUCUCUUCCGCCCUACUGGAUAGAACUUGAUGUUGAACAACUCUGCCAUAUAGUUCUUCGAGACCUACAAGCUAUUACUCAGCCAGCAAGAGGGUCGACAAGCUCAUCUUUCCAUCUAAACUUAUCAUUUUUUAAAUCUUCAUUUAACCAGAAGAGUCAUUUAAAUCCAGAGACAUGUCUUAUUACUUUCUUCAAGACACGAAUAGAAAAUGCCAGAAAUUUCAAAGCCUCUUGCGAUAAUCUCCUUGGUAGGUUGGCCAAGGAAGAUCGUGAUGCGGACGAAUUACCCGAGUCCGCGCUCCAGCAGGUCGACAUUCCAUCCAAGUCUGAUGACCACAAUGAUGGGGUUUUUAAGGCUCUCCAACACAUUACCCAAUGCGAACCAGCGUCUCACCAAGUUAAUAGUACGACAGCUUCUAUCGAAAUAGAUCCACAAACAAUACGGCACCCAGCACGGCUAUGUCUACACGAGCUUCCAGACAGCCUAGAUUCGGCUUCACGCUGCAUUUUGGUCCUCGUUUCGGCCAUAAACAUGACUCUUUGGCAAGAGUUUUGCUUAAACAUUCAACCAGAGAUCCCCGCAGACGCUAAUCAGAAGCUUCUCAGUCAAGGAGGCUUCUGCCGCAUUCUAGAAAGGGAGAUCACUGCCCGCCUGUUUCUCUCUUUUAACUUUGACAAGAGCCUUUCAUUGCUUAAUAAAACGCAAGUUUUAAAGCAGAUCCUUCAGGCUGGGCCUGGUGAAUCCCUUAAAAAUGUUCUGCGCCACUACGAUCUUACACCGAAAGAUAAAGUGAUGCUUUCGUAUGCCAUAGCACGAUCAUACUGGCAGUACUAUGAUUCAGAAUUGAUGCGGACAAAGUGGACGAGCGACACAAUCUGGUUCAUGUCUGAGAGGGAGAGCAGAGAACACAACGGCCAGCUACCUCUCUGUGCCUAUUUGUCGUUCCCUUUUGGUAUCUCCGGUGACAUUACGCCAGAUGUCAUAUAUGAGGACCUACUAAAUCAUCGAUGCCCAAGAAUCUUUGAUAUCGGGGUAUUGCUGCUAGAAAUCGGUCUAGCUAAGCCUUUCCGGAGUGGCAAUCGUCGAGAUAUAGUCGCACAGGCGAACCUCAACCACAAGAUAGCGACUGACGAGCUUGUUGAAUUAGAAAAAAGAGAAUGGGAUGGCUUCACAAAUAAAAAGUAUUUUGACCGGGCUGUGAAGUUCUGUCUCAAUAGCGAGAACUUUACCCCUCUAUCAAGGCAACUGAAACCGAUUCGGGGGUUCAGACCAUCCACUGAGCCGAUGGCGCCUUCAGACUCACGUGCAGGCAUCCUUAUGCGAAGGACGAUCUUUCAUAAGAAUGUUGUUCGCCCACUUGCAUGGCUAGCAAAAAGGGGCUUCAAAGCACAAGCCGGGGACAUUGCAUACGUCGACAAAAAACCAGACCUCUCGCUACAAAAAGAGUUAUCUAACGCACAAAUACAACAGGAGUCAGAAGUAUUAUUCCACAGCUCCAUUGUUUCCAAGGCGUGGCUAAAUGACCUAAAGAAAAUAAGUGAGCUGGUUGAACGCAAACGACGUCAGUUUGCGGUCACCAAUCCGGUUCGAAUUGCCAUCCUAGACACUGGCCUUAAUAAAGACUUCCUCACCUUUAAGACGAAGAGUGGACUGCUUAAAGGUAUUGUAGAUGAAGAAGACUUCGUUGAUCCCUGCGCACAAACAAUAACGGAUACUUUUGGCCAUGGAACUUUCAUGGCAAGGCUUAUCAUGGAGUGUGCUCCUGGCGCAGAUAUUCUAGUGGCACGAGUGGCCGAAAAUACAAAAGAGCUAGAAAACAGUAGGGAGAAUAUCAAGAAGGCCAUUCUUUGGGCCGGUCGGACUGGCAAAGCUGAUAUUAUCUCCAUGUCCUUUGGUUUCCCGUAUGAUGAUCAAGCCAUAAGAGAGGCCAUCGAAAUGGUGCAGAAGGAGCGCCAGGAAGAAAUCAUCUUCCUGGCUAGCGCUGGGAACUCGUCCAUAGAUGACGAGAGCUUCCCAGCUCGCCAUUCUGCAGUUAUAUCAGUCUACGCAACAAACUGCCACGGGGCUUUCCUGCAAUCAAACUCAGCAAGCAUUAGUAACGGCGCCGCUGUUCUCGGUACGUAUGGCGACGACUUACCGGAAUUUAUCAGAGAAGAGUUCAGCACUACAUACCCAGAGGUGUGCCAACCUGGCUCCUCAGUCGCCACGGCGAUAAUGGCGGGCAUCAGCGCCACUAUGCUUGCUUAUACCACUGUCCUGCCUUCGAUAGUACCUUUUCAAGGAAUACUGGCAAGCACAUGCAGCAAUGUCCUUCAGCGUCUUAGGACUACUAAAGGUAUGGAAGAGGUGCUUUGUCGGCUAGUACGGCAAGAUCUGGACCACCAGCGGCUCAAGGCUGUGAAUCCGAGGUGGUUCUGGAAAAGCAGGCCAACUGACGUCGACCGAUACAUAGCCAUUUGUGAUACUUUGAGGAAUCUCGAUGGUAGAUUUCCGAGGGGUUCAAGGGCAGGCUAGCUCCUAGUCUACCAGAAUGGCUUUGAUACCAUUAGAUGGCCUUCUUAUUUUGAUGUAUUUCAUCCACCGGGGUACAUUUUAUCUCCUAUAGGUAGAU
Molecule: messenger RNA, 2820 nt
Organism: Trichoderma asperellum CBS 433.97
Lineage: Eukaryota; Fungi; Ascomycota; Sordariomycetes; Hypocreales; Hypocreaceae
Biological process (GO): proteolysis
Molecular function (GO): serine-type endopeptidase activity
Source: RefSeq, a predicted model, not a curated record